AUGGCCUUUACAGGUCUCCAUCUUCUUUCUCUGCUACUGCUGUCUCAUGUAACCGCACUUGUUCGAGGAACUUGUGAAAAUGGUCAGUUUCAGUGCAGCAAUGGACAGUGUAUUGACAUGGACUGGAGGUGUGAUGGUACCAAAGACUGCACAGAUGACUCAGAUGAGCAAAACUGCCAAACCACAUGCAGUACGCAAGAAUUCAAGUGUGUGACCAGCGGUGAAUGCAUUUCCCUGGGAUUUGUCUGUGAUGGCGAGGUAGACUGCGUCGAUGGCUCAGAUGAACAAAGGACCUGCGGUGGAAGGACCUGCAGCACAGAUCAGUUUACCUGCCAGGAAGGCCAGUGCAUUCCCCUCAAAUACAAGUGUGACCGAGUUAAGGACUGCGUGGACAACUCUGACGAGAACACCUGCAACUAUCCACAGUGCACUGAGAAGACGUGUGCGAACGGAGCCUGUUAUAAAAACUCCCAACACUGCAACGGGCUGCAGGACUGCAGAGAUGGCUCAGAUGAAUUCAACUGCACAACGAACCACUGUCCCAUCCACCAGUUUCAGUGCACGAAUGGCUACUGUGUCCCAAAUUCGUUUGUGUGUGACCACUGGGACGACUGUGGGGACAACAGUGAUGAACAAGGCUGUGGUGAGGAUGACACUAGUCAUUUAGGCUUCAUCGCAACAGAAUAGAUGAGAGUAGUACCAUUUCUAUCUAUCCAUCCAUCCAUC
Cynoglossus semilaevis (tongue sole) is the source of this 726-nucleotide messenger RNA. Its product is annotated as low-density lipoprotein receptor-related protein 2-like. Gene Ontology annotation, molecular function: hormone binding; protein binding. The transcript has 6 exons. The coding region runs from base 1 to 687 and encodes 228 amino acids. NCBI's taxonomy places the organism in Eukaryota, Metazoa, Chordata, Actinopteri, Pleuronectiformes, Cynoglossidae. Gene Ontology annotation, cellular component: signaling receptor complex; apical plasma membrane; plasma membrane. Gene Ontology annotation, biological process: receptor-mediated endocytosis. The record is from RefSeq and is a predicted model, not a curated record.